Messenger RNA from Dicentrarchus labrax (European seabass), 5988 nucleotides. Its product is annotated as calcium/calmodulin-dependent protein kinase type IV. Gene Ontology annotation, molecular function: calmodulin binding; ATP binding; calcium/calmodulin-dependent protein kinase activity. The transcript has 11 exons. The coding region runs from base 696 to 2135 and encodes 479 amino acids. Gene Ontology annotation, biological process: protein phosphorylation. Lineage: Eukaryota; Metazoa; Chordata; Actinopteri; Moronidae. The record is from RefSeq and is a predicted model, not a curated record.
CGGUGACAAGGGGCGGGGCUGUGAGAUUACAGCAGCAUCUCGGUCUCUGCAGAUCCAGCGGACAUCUGGAGCAGCCCUGCCCGGGAACCAGACCUCCAGGAGCCAGACCUCCAGGAGCCAGACCUCCGAGCACCGACAUCCCGCUCCGACACUGCCCGCGGCUCGCUGCCUGAUUCCCGGGGAAAACGCAGCCGGGCUCCGGUGUUGUUGUCGCGGCUCUCCGGGCUGGAUCUCCGCCGGGAGGCUGCUGUGCUCCGGACGGACGGAGCGUUUAGUCCCGGUAAAAACACGGAAAUACGAAUAAAACCCGGGAGGAGGGUGAUGGACUGAACUGAUCCGGUAUGUAUGAGGGCCCAUGGAUCUGCAGCAUCUGGAUCCUGGUUCCUGCUGUAGUCCAGAUUAAAGAUCUGACUGAAGAUUGAAUUUAUUGAUUUUAUUUUGUAGUUUUUUAUUAUUCCUCCUCCUCCUCCUCCUCCUCCUCAUCCUGGUCUGGAUUAAAGCCCAUCAGGAUCAUGAAUCAUCCCCCCUCUGCUCCUCUAAUCUGGGCUUUACCGAGCUGGAUUUAAAACUGAGAUCUGAUCUGGAUUACUCUGCUCCUGGUUCUGAUCGGGUCACAUCUGACCCGGUCUGAACUCUGGUCCUCCUGGUCCUCCUGGUCCUCCUGGUCCUUGGUUUUGGGGAGUUCUGCUGUCGCCAUGCCGACGUCCCGGCCUGGUUCGGAGCCGGUGGAGUUCUGGGUGGACGGGUCGAGGCGGGACGGGGCGGUGGAGGAGUUCUACAACCUGAGCUCCGAGCUGGGCAGAGGAGCGACGUCCAUCGUGUAUCGCUGUGAGGAGAAACAGACUCAGAAACCCUUCGCCCUCAAAGUCCUCAAGAAAACGAUCGACAAGAAAAUAGUUCGCACUGAAAUUGGCGUCCUGCUGCGUCUUUCCCACCCGAACAUUAUCCAGCUGAAAGAGAUCUUUGAGACAGACACUGACAUCGCUCUGGUGCUGGAGCUGGUGACAGGAGGAGAACUGUUCGACAGGAUCGUGGAGCGCGGUUAUUACAGUGAGAGAGACGCUGCUCACGUCAUCAAACAGAUCCUGGAGGCUGUGGCGUAUCUACAUGAGAACGGCGUUGUGCAUCGUGACCUCAAACCAGAGAACCUGCUGUACGCCGACCUGUCACUGGACGCUCCGCUGAAGAUCGCUGACUUUGGUCUUUCCAAAAUCAUUGAUGACCAGGUGACCAUGAAGACUGUCUGUGGUACACCGGGGUACUGCGCUCCAGAGAUCCUGCGGGGAAAUGCCUACGGCCCUGAGGUGGACAUGUGGUCAGUGGGCGUCAUCCUCUACAUCCUACUCUGUGGGUUCGAGCCCUUCUUCGACCCAAGGGGGGAUCAGUACAUGUACAGCCGUAUCCUCAACUGUGACUACGAGUUUGUGUCACCGUGGUGGGACGAGGUCUCCCUCAAUGCCAAGGAUUUGGUCAGUAAACUGAUUGUUCUCGACCCUCAUAAGCGCCUCAGCGUCCGGGAGGCCCUGCAGCACCCCUGGGUGCUGGGCAAAGCCGCCCGCUUCUCCCACAUGGACACCACCCAGAGGAAACUACAGGAGUUCAACGCUCGACGAAAACUAAAGGCCGCCAUGAAAGCCGUCGUGGCCACCAGUCGUAUGCACGAGGGUUCACGGCGUCGUACCGACAGCUGUGAGAUUCCGGGUUCGGGUACUUCCAGGCAGAGCAGCAUGCAGCAGGACCCGCCUCCUGAGUCCACAAGCCCCACCCCUGCAGACAAAGAGGCCCCGCCCCCAGAUCAGCAGCCGCUGCAGGAAGACGACUCAAACCCUGGCGACCACAGUGCCCUAAACCCCUCCCCUCCACGCAGCCCCAAACCGCCCAGCUCUGAUGUCACUCCCACAGGCCCCGCCCCCUCUAGACCGCCGCUGCGAAUCGAGGGGCUGCGGCAAGCGUCCGUCGUCCAGAAACACACGCCGGUCCAGCCCCAACUGCCGCAGAAGAGCUACUCCGUGGUAGAGCCCGCCUCCAGGGCUGAGGCCACACCCACUCUGGCCACACCUCCGAGUCCCAACAACCUCAGUAACGGCUUCACGCCGGGGGCGGAGCCUGCCAAUAAAACCACCCACUGCCAGUGAGCGGAGACGCUUCAGAAAUCACUCAAAUAAUCUCCUUAGGCUCCGCCUUCCAUAAACUGAAAUCAUUUAUUGGGCCCAAAUUAGACGAGAAGCACCCGGAGCCAACAACCAUCCUCCACUCUGUAGCUCUGCUGUGAUGCUAACAUGCUAACAUGCUAACAGCUGUGUACUCACCGAGGGUUCGCUGUUUGUCCCACAUCAGGACGUUCAGCUCGCUUCUGAUCAACACAGAAAAGAGCAAUCAGUGGCAUUGAUUGGACGAUGACAUCCAAUCACAGACCUUCUCCUUUACAUCUGCUCUUAAAGGAUGAGUCCACUUCUCAUUGUUGUUCAUUCUAACUCACAGAAAGCUACGGGACGAGCUAAUGUAGCUAACUGCACAGAGAUCUGAUCAGUGUCAUGUGACCAAGAGUUAGACAGCAGGAAGAGGCGGAGUCAGGUGACCUUUCAACUGUCACCUGUCAGUUUUUACUGAUUUUGUUGAGCUUACGUUUGGUCACAAACAGAUGAUCAGUCUGUAGUUUACUGACACUUUAAAGGAAAUUUUCUUUCUUUGGUAGUGUAGCUUAGCAUAACACCUGGAAGCGGGGGGAAACAGCUAGCUGUAGGUGUGUGAGACUGAUACCUGAACUGAGUAUUGAUCUGAUACAAUGAUGAUGAAUAUUAUUAUGAUUAUUAAACAUAGCAGUAACCCUGUAUGAGUACUGAAGGCUGCAGCUGGUGAAGGAGGAGUUAACUUUAUACUGCUGGGUCACUGAAUCAAUAAUAAUAAUAAUAAUAAUAAUCCUCAGCAUUUAUUAUUGAUUUAUAUUUUCUAUUAAUAAUUUUAAAUCUGUAAAAGUAACUAAAGUUAUUAAAUAAAAGUUGGAUAUUUAACCUCAAAAUGGCUCUAUUGAUUAGACAAUAAGCAGAGAGAACCAGAGGUUCCUGUUAGAAAUGAUUGGGACUAUAAAGGAGGUUUUGGGGUUUUUGAGGAUCCUGAAUCCAUUUCUGACAUUUUCUAAAUAUAAACUGUUUCAAGAGGAAGUGGAAAUAUUCCCAGUGGCUGAUUGUGAGUCAGUCUAAAUGUAUUAAUACCCCCCCCCGUUACUGUUGUAUAUCAGAGUCCUAUACUGGGCUCUGAGGGAUGAGAUGUGAGCGUCUCGCUGUCCGUUCUGAUGUGGGACAAACAGACUGAGGUCUCUUCCUGCUCCGGGACGAUGGAGCCGAUUGAUUGUAUUUUAUGAAACUUUGGUAAAGCGUCUGCGUGGAGGACAGAAUCUCGCUCUGGUGUUUUUCUUCUUCUGCAUCCCUUUCAGUUUCCAGAGGAGGACCGGGAGGGUUCUGGUUGCUCUACGAGAGCCUGAAGAGACAAUGUGCUUUGAGUUUUUUAUCCUUUCUACUCUUUACUGUCGCCUCCCGCUGGCUGUGUGACGAAGCCGUAGGUAGAUUGCGCCUGUAGCCUGCAGGUGAGUGCCGUGUUGUGUUCGUGAGCUUCUAGUAAAAACGUGUUUUUCUCAGCAGUGAUGAUGAUCUCCUGUUUGCACUGUACAUAGUUUGGUUUCAGGUUCAGUGUUCUGUGCAGCCAACGAAUCUUUAUGAGAAAUUAGAAAAUUUAUAGAACGGGUCGGUUUUGUUUUAUUUUAAAAAAGGAAAACUUAUUCCUUCUUUUCCAUUUUUAUUUUCUAACAAUAAAGAGAAAACUGGUCAGUAUUUCAUUUCCUUUUUAACAGAAAACAUAAAGUUAUUUCAUUUUCAGACAAAAAUAACGGAAAACUUUUUUUGAACUUUUAUUUUAAACCAGCAACCCGUUGUCUGUCCUUCGCUACAGAGUCCACUGACCUUUUAUAGACAGACAUUUACUGCUCCACUCCACCAGAGACACAGUCCGUGUUCAGACCCCCCAAAAAAUACCAGAUUUGACCUUUGACCUUAGUUGAAAAUGAAACCCCUUCAUCCGAUCUGAAACCACACAUUCUACCUCUUUUUGUACAGGGGCUUCCAAAACCAUAAAAACGUCUCCGGAGAGAAAACAAAUGAGCCCAGCAGGCAGAGCUGAGGCCACUCAGAGAGAAACACACAAAUCUACGGUGGCUGAGACGGGCCAAAUGCAGCAGUUUGAGAAAGCAGAAGCUGGUUCAGUUGGUCUCUGCAACAGGUUGAACGGAAUCAGUGGAAGUCAGUGGAGUUCAGUCAGACGGGAAGCUGAAGGUUUAUGUCUGCUUCCGUCUGGUGGCGUUAGAUCGGUAUAAACGCGUCCCACUGGAGGGUUUUGAUUGUUCGUUAACUUAACGUGAGUCAGUAUUCUCUCUCUGGUCCGUCUCACUGCAGCAGUAUGAUGGGAAUCAGCUGUUUCUGUGAUUUAAUAUCAAUAAACAGAUCAAUAUAUCAAUAUAAUAACAACAUCAUGAUGGCACCAGAGUCUGUAAGACGACGAGCAAACAACUCUUAAAAUGCUUGUUUUCUGAAUGGAGUUUGAUUGAUCAGGGCUACGCUAACUUAGCUCACAGUACAGUAACCGUGGCUCUCAGCAGACGGGUUGAGAAGAGAGACAGUCAGGACUCUGGUUUAUAUGGGUCCUGGUCUGAGGAGUUAUAUGGGUCCUGGUCUUCUCAGAGAGCUGUUUGUGUGGUCACAGUGACCGGCUGCUUUGCUUUUUGUCCUGUCUCAGCCACCGUCUGUGAAAGAACCUGGGUUGAGAAGAGGAACACAUUCGUCCCUGAAGGGCUUUUACCUUUAAAGAGGAACCAACCUCAACCCUAUAUGUUACGUAGUUCUGAGGACUGAAUGGACAUUUAAGUUCACCUUUAAAGGAACCGUGUGAGAGGCUGCCCCACUUCAGUGUCUUUGGUUGUUUACUGACUGUGAACUCAUUAUGAAUUAUACAGCCCCCAGUAGUCUGAGACGUCCCCAGGCUGGAAACCCUGAACGAGACACUCAAUGUUUUACUCAGCUAACAGACUUUCAUGUGUUCUGCUGUAUAUUGUGGAUACCUCGUUUAUGGUCUUUUCUUGCGUUCUGAAAUGAGAAAAUCAAAAUGGGGAAACAGCUUUUUCUUUUCAAACAAAAACACAGAAAACAGGUUGUUUCCAUUUCCUGUUUUUAUUUUCACUGUUAUAUAUAUAUAUUAAAUAUAAUAUAUAUAUUUAAUAUAUUUAUUAUAAAUAAAUAUAUGUUAAAUAUAUAUAAUGAUUUAUAGCUUCUGCAGUGUCAUCUAUAACUAAUAUGAAUGAAUAAUAUAAAUCAAACCUGCAGAGCAUAUAGCCCACAGGAUAUAUAAAUUGUCAAUCAAUAUAUCUAUAUGUAUUAUAUGUAUUAUUUAUAUCAUGAAAUACAAAUGUGUUUUGUUUGUAAAACUUAAAGAUUCAAGUUUUUCUAAAAGAAAAAGGAAUUAUAUUAUUAUUAGUUUUGAGAGUUUGACUGUGGCCAGAUUAAUGUAGUCUGUUCACUACUUCCACUAGGCUUCAUGCAGUCCUGGUCUUCUCCACUCUGGUCUGAACAGGUUCCGGUCUGAACAGGUUCUGGUCUGUGGUUUGGUUCCUCUUUAAACGAUCUGCCCAUCUCCUGGUGGGCUGACGAGUCCCGGUGUUACCUGUCCACAGGUGUUAGUUGCCAAAUGGAUCACUGAAUAUCUAUCUGUCAUGGUAAAAGCAUGCACUCUGUAUAUUUGGUUCACUCUAUACUCUUAUGUACAAACAUGAAUAUUUUCUUCUAUUUAUCUUCUGAGGGACCUCGUUGGAGGUGGGCGGGGCUAAACUGUAAAUGGUGUUUGUUUUGUGUUUGCUGAGUGAACUCCGAUACACGUGUAUCUCUGCAUGUAUUAUUUCAUUUCUGUUGAUCAUAUCAGAUUAAAGAACCAGAAUCCUGCAGCUGA